This is a messenger RNA of Trichoderma atroviride IMI 206040, 2967 nucleotides long. The record is from RefSeq and is a predicted model, not a curated record. Lineage: Eukaryota; Fungi; Ascomycota; Sordariomycetes; Hypocreales; Hypocreaceae.
AUGGACGACGAGCAGCAAGAGCAUGUAGUGGAUGCGAGUCUGCUACUUCCACGGGGUGCUGGAGGUGUUCUGCAAAUCCCGAGUGGAAACUCUUCGAUCUCGCGUCAUCAGCUUAGUUCAUCGGACAACAGCAGCAUCAUGGUGUCUCCAAGCAAGGCCGAACGGAAAAGGAAGAGAAUGAGCGUCUCCAAUUCAACCGGAGAUGGACCCCCCAAGAAGAUCAAGAACGUCGCUGCUGACCAAGGCCCUCUUGAUUUUGGCUCUGUGCCAGCUUCUCGUCGCGAUGUGUCGUUGCAACUCCCAGCGGAGGUGUGGCAGCACAUCUUCUCCUUCCUGCCGCCGCAUACGCUUGGAACCCUGCUGCGGGUCAACAAGUUGUUCAAUCAGUAUCUCGAUCCCGCAUCCCCAUUUACGCUUUCUGCUCCAGCGUUUCGCGUGCCUUCUAUUGUACCUGCGCUUCUCCCAGACGCCAUAUGGCGGGCGUCAAGGUGUCUCUUUUGGCCAAGGAUGCCUACACCCCUCUCGGGGAAAUCUGAACUAGACAUGUGGCGGUUUGCCUGCUCACGGUCUUGCCAAAUAUGUGGCCAGAUAGAUGAGACAAAUGUCGCUUGGGAUUCCUUGCCAUGGCGGCGUGGGCCUGGUAACAACACUGUUUCGCCGAUAUUUGUUUUCUUCGUCAACUCUUGUGGGAAAUGUUUGGCUGAGACAAGCGUCAAAGAAGUUGAUGUGCUGUUGUCAACAUCCACACCUUCAGUUCUUAUUCCCGGACUUCCUAUGGCCUUCUUGACUGCUGAUCUCAACGUAGUCUAUACACAGUCGAUAAAAACUACCCAAGUGCCUACUUCUGUUCCGCUAACGAGGAUAUACUGGCCCACCCAAGUGGAGAGUCUUCGAUUAGAAUUUGAAGAUGUCAAGCGAUUUGGUCCUGCAGCAGCUGAAGAAUGGAUAAAGGGUCUAGAGGCUCGUGGCGCAGACGCUAUUCACAAAGCAUCACGAUGGGAGAAGUGGUAUUUGGCUGGAGGAGUCAGCCAGAUGCUCAUCCGUUGCUCUUCAACUCCGCCACAGCCCACUACCCGUGGCGAGCUCAAAAUCAUGAAAAGAGCAGAGGGGAAAAAUGCGUUAGCUGCCAAGGCUUCUGAGAAGCAUCAGGCCAACAGUACAGCCAAGAAAGGCACAGAGACUGCGCUUCAAGACGAGCAUGAUGCUGAAACACUUGUAAAGAUUCGCAUCUCAGCCCUCGCGGACCAGUUUAUCGGCGAUCAUUUGAGCGAAGGCCAAAGUAUUGAGCAGGAAGGUCAUGCUCAAUUCAUCAUCGGAGUGAUGGCCUAUGUUCGCAAACAGUACUAUGCGGAGUUUUCGAAAAUCGAUAGCACUUCUUCGGCGCCAAAGCUAACUUUGGGCGAUAUGGUGUGGAUAUUUGAUCACAAAGUUAAGCAAAUACUUGCAGAUACUGAUCAGGACCUUUUUUCUUGCAGAAAAUGCCUAAAUUCCAAAAAACGAUUUGGAUUCAGCGCUUUUAUCCAUCACUACCUUUCGAAGCACGCUCUGAAGCAUGGCCCGAAGCCUGGGAAGGAAGGGAAGAAGUUGCGUAACCGUUUGAGAAUUGAUUGGCCCGAGGAGUUUCCAUUUGAAUCGUCUCCGAUUCAGCAAGUGUCUACUGUUGACUCCAAGCCGCUUUCUUCUCAGACUACGGAGGUGGACGAUGCAUACAAGCCGAGAAUCGAUGCCAUGGCAAAAGCUAUAACAAGUGUGUGGAAGAUCAUGAAAUACGUCAAACACAUAUCCUUCUCGGCCAAACUUCUUGUCUCAAUCUACCACGUCGCUAAAGAAUUUCAAGAAGAUGAUCCGGAACUUGUACCACUCGAUACAUUCGUGGACGUCUUGAAUCACUUCAAGUCUUCUCCUAACCUUGCCACCUACCAUGGCUUAGCAUGCAAGAUUUGCAUGCUGUCGCAGACGCGAGAGGAAGACGAUAAGUGUUUAUUCACGCUUCCUGGCUUAGCCAAGCACUUCCAUGUCGUCCAUGAGAAAGGGGGGGUUCCGCUGACGGAUUGGCGUGUCGAUUUGAUCUGGUUGCCGGACAUGCAGAUGUUCCAAGACCUACGAACAAAAGUUUGGGAGAGCAAACGCGCUUUUAAACUAACCUCAGAAGCUUUGCCAUGGCUAUUUGAAAGUGAGGGGGAGACAAGCCAAGGUGGCCCCUGUUCAACCCUGCCAAACGCUCUCACCAAAGGCUUGGAGGCAGCGGAUGCAGCUUCUAAUCAGAUAAUCCAUCGGCCUGAUGAGGGAUUACACGGAGAUGUACCCAAACUUUUGUCAGCCAGUGUUGUCUACGUCAGAUCAGACACAAUUCAAGAGCAAGCAAGAUAUGAUACUGUUGUCGCUCGGGCGGCGAGCAUUAAUGAGAGAAUGCCUCAAGUCUACGAAACGUUUGAUAGAAUAAGAGCACAACGCACGAUCACCGAGGGCAGCUCAGUUUGGGGAUCGUCUCGCACUAACUCACAGACUUUCAGCCCCAGAGAAGGUGGGCCAGAGCCAGGAAGACAUUUGAGCUCUUUCCACCCACAUAAUGAGUACGACCCUCAAGUGGCAGAAGAGCCAAACGAAUAUCCAUACUAUCCGGAUAUGGAGAUUCGAGGAGCGCACAGCCACAUAGAAGCUGGAAACGGACUUGAUGGCAGCUACUAUAUUCCCAGUGGCCACCGGCAGCCGAUUCCUUCCGCACGUCUCUACCACUAUGGUGAUUCUGUUUCAUCAUAUGACAGACAUGGUAGUGUUGACGCACGACAUGUGUCGAACGGCUAUUAUACUCAACAUCCAGCUAUGAUGCGAGAGUACAGAAUUUUUCCAACUGCAGAACGUUUCGAUUAUACCAAUUUAGAACCGCAUAGAAGUACUGCCCCACAACGAGCAUAUGAUUCUUAUGCCUCACGAUAUGCAUUAGCCAAUAGAAGGCCAGGAGUUUGA